This is a messenger RNA of Cydia fagiglandana, 1519 nucleotides long. Its product is annotated as beta-1,3-galactosyltransferase 5-like. NCBI's taxonomy places the organism in Eukaryota, Metazoa, Arthropoda, Insecta, Lepidoptera, Tortricidae. The coding region runs from base 43 to 1083 and encodes 346 amino acids. The transcript has 6 exons. Gene Ontology annotation, molecular function: hexosyltransferase activity. The record is from RefSeq and is a predicted model, not a curated record. Gene Ontology annotation, cellular component: Golgi membrane.
GAUACACAAGUGAAGUGGUGACGGAAAAAAUUGGAAAAAGUGAUGUUUACGAGCUGUUUUUCUGAAAGGCAGUUGUAUUUUAUUAAUAUGAGACGAAGACGGAUAUGCAAAUUUAUAGCAAGCCGCAAAGGCCUUCUCUUCGUGCUGGUCACACUGCCAGUUUUCUGCGUGUCCUGGCAGCUCAGCCAAGCGGUGGGCCGAGCGCUGACCCCGCCACCACCACCAGACCAGAAUCUUCAACAUUUGCGAGCUAAUAGGAGUUUGGUUCAUUAUUUGGACAACAUAAACCUCCUCAUAGAACCAUCAUCAGUCUGCCAGAAAAGGGUCCCGGUCCUCGUUCUAGUGACCAGCACCCCCUCCCACUAUCGUCACCGUGACGUCAUCAGAAAUACUUGGGGGAAGCACCAGGAGACGUAUUUCUUCCUCGGUCUUACCCAGGAUGAUGAUCGAAUGGCAGACGUCUACAUCGAAGCUAAACAGCACAGCGACCUGAUAGUCCAUGAGCUCCAAGACCACUAUCAGAACCUGACGCUGAAGGUGGCGCUGAUGCUGCAGUGGGCGCUCCACCGCUGUCCGCGGGCAGAGUUCGUCUUCAAGACUGAUGAUGAUGUGAUGCUCAACCCGAGGACUUUGGAAACGGUGCUGGAGGAUAAUAAGGGUGCCGCGUUGUUUGGGUACAAGAAAGAGAACAGUGUACCGCACAGAGACGAGUACACCAAGUGGUACCUGCCUCGGUGGCUGUAUAAUGAAGACUUGAUACCAGAAUAUCUAUCCGGGACAGGAUAUAUUAUUAAUGGUAAAAACCUAAAAGAGAUUUUCACCGCCGCUCUUCACAUCCCCCUUAUCAACACGGAAGACGUCUACUUCACGUAUCUCGUCGCCAAGAGAGCCCUAGGGCUUCCCCUCACCCACGACCGAAGACUGAGCCCAUACAAGCCUUGGAUAUUCACUUGUCCGUACAAAAACUACGCCUCCAUACAUAGUCUUAGUCCUGAGGAGAUGGUGAUUCUAUGGCCGAAGAUUCAAAGUUUAGGGGAAAGUAAAUUUUGUAGUUAUUUCACUAGUGAGUUAUUACUGUAUUAGUAGUCUUUUUGAGCCCUAGGGCUCUAGCCCUAGGUACUUCUCAUCUACGAUCGAAGACUGAGCCCAUACAAGCCUUGGAUAUUCACUUGUCCGUACAAAAACUACGCUUCCAUACAUAGUCUUAGUCCUGAGGAGAUGGAGAUUCUAUGGCCGAAGAUUCAAAGUUUAGGGGAAAGUAAAUUUUGUAGUUAUUUCACUAGUGAGUUAUUACUGUAUUAGUAGUCUUUUUGAGCCCUAGGGCUCUAGCCCUAGGUACUUCUCAUCCACGAUCGAAGACUGAGCCCAUACAAGCCUUGGAUAUUCACUUGUCCGUACAAAAACUACGCUUCCAUUCAUAGUCUUAAGUUAGUCCUGAGGAGAUGGAUAUUGUAUGGUCGAAGAUAAGAUUAGAGGAAAGUCAAUUUUGUAGUUAUUUCACUAGUGAGUUAUUAUUGUA